CAGCGUAUCCCGCUGGGAUUUACCGCUCCCGGUCUAAGUUUCCGUUACGAAAAAUUCGCGGAAAGCAUUCGAAAUUCGAAUCGAAAAUGGAAUGAGCCGCCGUGUUUUGUUUUUUAUUGACUGUCAUCAUGCUUGAAGCGGGGUUGGUCGAGACAUGGAUACAACGUGACUUUAAAGAGAUUGAGGUUGAUUUUAAUGGAAUUGAACUGUAAGUGUUUGUGAUGGCGUUGAAGAGACUUGUUAUCUGGGCGGUCUGGCUGGCGUUGCCAUUGGCAACGGGCCAUCUCAACGUGCUCAUCAGCCAGGCUGAAGUGAUGAAAUUGCUUGGUCUCGACGCAGAGCUGUACUACGUGCGAGAAGGCGUGGUAAAUACCUACGCGACAGGUUUCAUCGUCCCUGUGCCAGCGCAUAUAGCGGACUUGGAGUUUAUGUGGCAGUCUUUGGGUAGAAAACCGCUACCGUACAUCAUGGACAUAGACUACGAGAGCCGAGGAGCGAUGUUGCCGCCGCAAGUCAACAUCUCUGAGAGGGGGCUGGUUCCUACCAAGUUGCAAGCUUUCAGGGUGCGUCUGCCAUGCACCGGCAGCAGAAGCGCUGAGAUCCUGGUGACCAUGCAACUGAACAUCUCAGCCCCUGAUCGCGCCCACAAAGAUGUGCGACUUCUGUUUAAGAGGAACAAGAUCUGUUUGAAAGGUCUUUCAACAGUAGUCACCCACAACGAAACAGCGAUGCUGGCCGGCGAUGCCACCCGCAGUUCCAGUGGCGUAGCUUUUGCGGCCGGUGGCUGCGCGGCGGCAGCACUGGCGCUGUUGGCUGCGGCGGCUGCAGCGGGUACUCUUUAUAGAAGAGGCGGGAAGGCGCGACAUCAUGAUUCUAUACAUACAUCGUACACCACAGCAGCCUACGGCAGCCACCAGAACGUACUGCUGCGAUUGGACACCCUCGGCAGACCACCAAGCUCUACUGGUUCUUAUGCUACUAUAGCCAGCUUACAUAAAUUCCCGUUUGGCAGCAGAAGAUCCCCCUCGCCAUACGCCACGACCCACAUCGGCGAACACGUGUACGCGAAGCCAGAGUCCCGAGUGUCUUACUACGCAGCCUCAAAUCUCACGCACGUCUCGCAGAACACAAUAACGAAGGAUCGCAUCACAGACCCAGCAGAGCAGCUUCGCAUUCUGACAACUCCUCGAUCCAACAUUCGUCUUGAGAUCCUGGUGCAGGAGGGGACGUUCGGACGAGUCUACAAGGGGGUGUACAAACGAGGAGACACGUAUGAAGAGGUCUUGGUUAAAACGGUGACAGAAGCAGCAUCAGCCAUGCAAGCAGCCCUGCUUGUCGCUGAAGGCUUAAGGCUGUGUGGUCUUGUCCACAAUAACGUGCUAGCACCAAUGGCAGCCUGUGCUGAAGAAGCAAGGAAACCACUUCUAGUAUAUUGCUGCGCUUCUCACUCUUCUAAUCUUAAAAGGUUCCUAACAUCAUGUCGCCUGGGCCACCAAACAGCACCAGCGACGAGGGAGCUAGUGGAGCUCGGUGCACAAGUUGCUUGCGGCUUGUCUUACUUACACGUCCAACGUUUUAUACACGCUGACGUCGCUGCGAGGAACUGCGUGGUGGAUGAGAAAUUGAGACUGAAAGUCACCGAUAAUGGUCUAUCCAGAGAUCUAUUCCCUGAUGACUACCACUGUCUUGGUGAUAACGAGAACAGGCCAGUGAAAUGGAUGGCACCAGAAUCUCUUCUGCAGAAUCAGUACACAACUGCUUCUGAUGUGUGGGCGUUAGGGAUAACGCUAUGGGAGCUGGCGACACUUGGGGCUUCUCCGUUAGCUGAAUUGGAUGCUGCUGAUGUUGGAGCAUUCCUCAGUGGAGGCUAUCGUCCAUCUCAGCCACAUAACUGUCCGGAUGAACUGUAUGGCCUAAUGUCCUGGUGUUGGACAACUUCUGCAGCAGCACGACCGACCGCACCUCAGCUUUUGGCGGCCCUUCAUGACUUCAGACAAGCACUUAGCACGUAUAUCUAAAUUGUGUUGAUUCAGGACCUUUCUUACCAAUUUUUAGUUUGAUCAUGUCACAACUUUACUAAGUUACAAAUUGCAAUUCCUAUUUUAGAAUAUGCUUUGAAAGUUUUCCUUUACCCGAAACUUUUGGAAUUUCAAAGUCAAUUGAAAUAACCACUCGGCACUAUUUUUCGUAUACUUACUAAACCCAAAGUGCCUGCCAAAGAAUCAUAAAACCGACUAAGUAGAUGGAACAUAAAAUAAAACGUUAGGUAAAACCAAAGAUGUAAUGUCGAAUGGCGUAGCGCUUGAAUUGAUGUAGGAUAAAGUAAGGAAAUGCAAAACGGUGAUAUAUUUUUAAUUAAAUCAUAAGACCUAUUAUGAGUAUACUUUAAUACCUACUUAAUUAUUUUUCUUGAAAUGAAGCUAGUUAGACUGUAGUCGUAGUAAGAAACAUUGCAGCAGCAGCAGCCUAUAUAAUCAAAGCAAUUAAAUGUCCCCAAAGACGGUUACCAAAAAUAAGGCAUAAUUUUAAGAUAACGUAUUAUAUUUAUUACUAGAUAAAGAAAUAUAAAAUAAUUAAGUUAUAAUUAUUAUCUGAGUUAGGUUGGACGAAUGUGUAGGAUAAAUUUGGUCAAGUAACAUUAAUGACUUUUUCUUAUGUUUCGACUAACUAUUCCUCUCAGUUUUAUAAUACCAGUGUUAAACUCAAUGCUCAAAAUAGGCGAUUUGUUUUGUAAACAUCCUGCAAUUAGUUAUUUUGUUAUUGUUAAUUUGUUAUACAUGAUAAUUUUACACUUGUUUAAUGAUUGCAUAUUUUUACACGUUUGCAAAAUUUGGACCAAUAUCGCCCAACCUCUUGUGUACAUACGGAAUCGAUGCAAAAGGAAUUUAAUUUUGAUAAAUGGAGCCGAUGGCUUUGAUUAAUUUAAAUGCGAUAUUAAUCGUUUAGAUAAUAAUUAUUAGAUUAGAGUUCCUGAGGACAUAAAAGUCCGUCCAGGCACAAAAAGGAUACAACACCAAAGCAGUAGUUAGUCGUGAUAUGGUUGACGGAAUGGUUUCGAAGAAUCUAAAAAAGUAGACAAACAGCGAGAACAAAAAGAGUGUGUCAUUGAUGUAACAAAUAUUAGGGAGUACUAAUUGGUGAAAUGAUUCCUCAAAACCAUUGAUCGUGCAACAUUCAUGAUAAGAAGAUGUCUAUUAAACCACAAUUACUCAUAGAAAAUAUAUAAAUGUACUAUUCAAUAUUUACUAGUAAUUAAAAAUGGAAACCUACAAUAUUCAGAUAAUUAUACAAAUUGUGUAAAUAUAUGUCAGAAUUCUGAAACCAUCGUAAUAGUAAAUAGUACUUAAAUUGAGGCUAGAAAUAAAGUUUAUUAACAAUUUCAAAUCGGUGUCGUCAUUCAUGGUUAAAAUACGUGUAUUACAAAGUGAGAUUUAACUAUAGAUAGAUUAACCAAUUAAUUUUCCGUAGCAUUGUCUUGUUUGUUGUUGGUCAAUUCUGUUUUCUUUAUCAGUUUACUAACUUACGACUUUUAUAUUUUCUACACUAUGAUUGUUGACUAUGUUAUCAGUAUUUAAGCUACCUCAACCAUAGCUUGCUUGCUGUUUCUUCUUAAGACCCUAUAUGCUUGUUACUUAACAUUUUAACUGCUAUCUUUAUUGUGGUCCUUCGGUCUCAAAACUGGUGCAAAAAUUUCAUGCAGAUUUCAAUCAAAAAUCUUUUAACCUUAAUCAUCUUUUCGUAUACUUUGAGAAAAUUUUAUCUACUAUGUCCAAUGUCCUUGACAUAAUUAUAUAUGUAUAUGCUAUGAAUACUUGUAUCUAAACAUGUUAUGGAUCAAACAGGGUCUUUAACUCUUAGGCAUUAUACGUGUUUCUUAAUUUUAAUGUGUUGCGCUUUCUACUAAUAAUUCUUAGCUUGAUGUUAACUUUUCUAUCGUAAAAUCGGUGUUCUUGUAAGAUUCUAGGAGUAAGCAGCACCCUAAAUAAAAUAUUAGAAUAUAAUGAUUGCGCGAUCGGUAUUGAAUAACAUGCGAAUAUAAGCUGAUAUUACUGAUCUUUAUUGACAGGAGACAGCAAAAUAAUAACUGUGACUUAGAUAGAUUUCCCCUUAAAAUCAACCAAUGAAAUUUUGAAUCAAAAAUCUUUUUAGUCUAAAACUUGUAUGGCUAGGUACUCUUCAAAUUUUUGACACUAUCUGAAACCUUUCGCGGCGAAUGAUCGUCUCUGUGACAGUUCCUCGAAUUGUAAAAAUGUUUUUACCAAAUUUCUAAAGUUUAAAAAUUACAUCCAUCCAUCUAUUCUUGCGUUAUCGCGACUCAUGGGAGCCUGGGAUCUGCUAAAAAAUCCAUAAUAAUAUGAAAAUUAUUGUUAGUGUAGGUACAUUUUUAUACGUAAGUAACUCUUUUUCCAUAUAAAAGGACUGUCAAAGGGACUAUUAUUGGAUGCACCAGAUAAUAUAUGGUUCGAUCUACCUACUUGUAAAUUGUAUAGAUAAUAAAUUGCGUCAUUUCGUAUAAUGACUGAGUGCCAGAUGAAUGUGAUUGUAUGUUACAUGUUGAACUGUAUUUAAAUUAUAAUAUAAGUAACUGUUUAUAGUGGUAAAUGGAUGUAUUGUAAUCAAUAUGGCUUCAAUGGCGAAUGAAACGAAAUAAAGGUUAUUUUGUAUUAUA
This is a messenger RNA of Leguminivora glycinivorella, 4669 nucleotides long. RefSeq names its product tyrosine-protein kinase Drl (gene Drl-2). The record is from RefSeq and is a predicted model, not a curated record. The coding region runs from base 222 to 2018 and encodes 598 amino acids. Gene Ontology annotation, molecular function: ATP binding; protein kinase activity. NCBI's taxonomy places the organism in Eukaryota, Metazoa, Arthropoda, Insecta, Lepidoptera, Tortricidae. Gene Ontology annotation, biological process: multicellular organism development; positive regulation of kinase activity; axonogenesis. The transcript has 13 exons. Gene Ontology annotation, cellular component: signaling receptor complex.